Penicillium taxi is the source of this 834-nucleotide messenger RNA. Its product is annotated as putative ABC transporter. The coding region runs from base 1 to 834 and encodes 277 amino acids. The record is from RefSeq and is a predicted model, not a curated record. The transcript is spliced from 2 exons. NCBI's taxonomy places the organism in Eukaryota, Fungi, Ascomycota, Eurotiomycetes, Eurotiales, Aspergillaceae. Gene Ontology annotation, molecular function: ATP hydrolysis activity; ATP binding.
AUGGCGUCCACUGAAGAGCAAUCCCCGUCAAUCGAGGUGCAGAACCUUUCCUAUAAAUUCCAAGACGGUUCAGCGGGGUUGAAAGACGUGGUUUUAAGUCUACCACCUGGCAGUCGAACUCUCUUGAUCGGCGCCAAUGGAGCGGGAAAGACUACACUACUGCGCUUGCUCUCAGGAAAACGUCUCGCCCCCAGCGAUACUAUCUCGGUGGGCGGUAUGGACCCCUUUAAAGAUGGACUGGAAGGUGUCACCUAUCUGGGUGUAGAAUGGGUACUAAAUCCCAUAGUCCGCACCGAUAUUGAUGUUCCCACAUUGCUUGCCUCUGUUGGUGGAAAUGCUUACCCGGAUCGACGGGAUGAGCUGAUUGAUAUCCUCGAUAUUGAUCUUCGUUGGCGUAUGCAUGCUGUUUCAGAUGGUGAACGACGCCGAGUCCAACUCGCUAUGGGUUUGCUGCGGCCCUGGACAGUAUUGCUCCUUGAUGAGAUCACCGUGGACCUGGAUCUGCUUUCCAGAAGUAACUUCCUCGCUUUCCUCAAGCGAGAGACGGAGAAUCGUGCCUGUACUAUUGUCUAUGCCACACAUAUCUUGGAUAAUCUUGCCCAGUGGCCAACUCAUCUUGUGCACAUGCAUCUUGGUAAGGUUAAGACGUGGGGACCUGUGGAGAAGUUUAACGAUCAAGUGUCGGAAUGGACAUCUGAAAACAGUCGCCUUGGUGAGCUAGUUCUCAAAUGGCUCAAAGAGGACCUCCAGGCCCGUGGCCCACGCGGUGCUGAGGACAAGACCUAUGCGUCUCUUCAAGGUAUUGGUGGAUACGGAUAUGAAAAGAAAGUUUAG